Messenger RNA from Impatiens glandulifera, 1284 nucleotides. RefSeq lists its product as uncharacterized. The transcript has 3 exons. The coding region runs from base 1 to 1260 and encodes 419 amino acids. Lineage: Eukaryota; Viridiplantae; Streptophyta; Magnoliopsida; Ericales; Balsaminaceae. Gene Ontology annotation, molecular function: protein-folding chaperone binding. The record is from RefSeq and is a predicted model, not a curated record. Gene Ontology annotation, cellular component: cytosol.
AUGUUCGCCAUUGGAGGUGUCUUCAAAGCUUAUAAAUCCAUUGUAUCAAAACGGAAUUCUUCCCAACAAGACAAGAAUGAUUCAUUUGAUAAAUCCAAUCGCAAGGGAUCUAAUCAUAAAGAAAGAGACGAAUUACAUAAUCUCCCUGAUGAAGACGAUGAAGAUUCUGUUUCCCCAAGUUUUUUCAGAAGACUUGAAAAUCUUCCACAAUCUAAUAAUAAGGACCCACCUCUCAAAAGAAGCACAAGCCUCGGCGCCGGCAGCGAUGGUACCUCGUCUCUUUCUAGAAACAUGAGUAAAAAUCGCCGGAACCCUGUAUCCGCCGCCGCUAAUCAUCUCUACCGAAUGGUGAGCCAUAAGAAUAUGGAUUCUAAUCCUACUACAUCGGCAACCACAAAGGCGAAUGAAUUCGACGUGAGCAGCCGCGAACAUUCUUCAAUCGACGAAUUUGGGAUAGGUGAUAUUCCUCUUCCUCGAAGUUUAAGCCAGAAAUCCAUGACAACAUCAACUAGCCAACGUCAUUUGGGUAGAUCUCUUUCAAGGAAAUACAGCCAGAAAGGGUCUAUGCCGGACCUACUUUCCACUGUCGAAACGGGGGCUCCUCCGUCUCCGGUUCCGGCAAUGGAGAAGAGCAUGUCGAGGAGUAUCAGCAGACAGGGUACGGUACCGAUCAUGUUUUCAAGCUCAAAUGGUUUGCUAAAGCCACAAGCAAUUGAGAGAAGCUUAGAUUGUACCCUGGAGGAACUUUGUUAUGGAUCCGUGAAGAAGAUUUCUGUUGCCAGAGACGUAAUAAACGAUAUUGGGUUUUUGACCCAAGAAGAGGAGCAACUAACUGUAAGAGUGCAGCAGGGAUGGAGUGAAGGAACGAAAAUAACAUUCCCAGGUACAGGGGACGGGAGGCUAGGGACAUGUCCGGCCGACAUAGUUCUUGUAAUUACAGAAAAGAGACAUCCAAUGUAUUCAAGAAGGGGGGAUGAAGAUUUGGAGUUGGGUGUUGAAAUACCUCUUGUUGAUGCCCUAACCGGAUGCACGAUCAUGGUUCCAUUAUUAGGUGGUGAGAAGGUGAAAUUGGAACUGGAUAAUGUGGUAAAGCCAGGAUUGGAAAAGAUUAUACCUGGGCAAGGGAUGCCAAAACAAAAAGAUGAAUAUAGGAGUAGGGGAAAUCUCAUACUCAAAUUCUUUGUUACUUUUCCCGAUCAUCUAUCUGAUGAACAGAGGCUACAAGUCUAUUCUAUAUUGUCCUCCACCACGCCAUCAUGAUUCUUCAUCUUUAAUCUUCUUUUA